Anolis carolinensis (green anole) is the source of this 2136-nucleotide messenger RNA. It is a transcript of the gene fgfr1op2, whose product is annotated as FGFR1 oncogene partner 2. The record is from RefSeq and is a predicted model, not a curated record. The transcript is spliced from 6 exons. Bases 143 to 787 code for a protein of 214 amino acids. Gene Ontology annotation, biological process: response to wounding. Lineage: Eukaryota; Metazoa; Chordata; Lepidosauria; Squamata; Anolidae.
GAGGGCCGGCGCCUCUUCCGCCUUUCCCUCGCACCGCCGCCUCCGUUUAGGGAAGCGGGUGAAGGGAGGACCGCCGCCGCCUUCCACAUCCUCCCAGCUGGGCGCGCGGGCUCUUGAGGAAUGACCGCCGGGCCCCAUCGAAAUGAGUUGCACAAUUGAAAAGGCGCUUGCGGAUGCAAAAGCACUAGUGGAAAGAUUGAGAGAACACGACAAUGCAGCAGAAGCUUUGAUUGAACAAACUACAGCUCUCAAUAAACGAGUAGAAGCAAUGAAGCAGUACCAGGAAGAAAUUCAAGAACUCAAUGAAAUAGCAAGACAUAGACCCCGUUCUUCUUUGGUAUUAGGUAUCCAGCAGGAAAACAGACAGAUAAGGGAACUUCAACAAGAAAAUAAAGAAUUACGGACUUCUUUAGAAGAGCAUCAGUCUGCUUUGGAACUAAUAAUGAGCAAAUACAGAGAGCAGAUGUUUCGACUGCUCAUGGCCAGUAAAAAAGAUGAUCCAGGUAUAAUUACAAAGUUGAAAGAGCAGCAUUCUAAGGAGUUACAGGUACAUGUGGACCAAAUCACAGAAAUGGCAGCAGUAAUGCGUAAGGCAAUUGAUAUUGAUGAACAGCUGGGUUGUAAAGAGCAAGAACGUAUUUUUCAGCUUGAGCAGGAAAAUAAAGGACUGAGAGAGAUCCUGCAGAUAACCAGAGAAUCAUUCCUGAAUCUUAAAGAAGAUGCACCAGAAAGUACAUCUCUGUCUGUAUUAGUAACAAACAGCGACUUAAGCCUGAGAAAGAGUUGAAGAUCCUGUGGAGACUUUUACAGCCACUUGUCAAAUUAUUGUUUUUGUAUCUGGCAUUGACAAGUUAAUGCAUCCUAAAUAUGAUUCAUUUGAUACUUUUUAUACCAUGUACAGUACAUUCAAAUGAAAUUGAAAUUUGUCCUUAGUGUCCAAUGUUAGGGUACUGCCCUAUUCAGACAUUUGGGCUGUGUAUGUAUUCAUGGGGCACUUUGAAUCCAGUGUUGACCACACACAUUUCUCAUGUAUUAAGGAGUUCAUGCUUCGUUGUGUAAUGAUUUUUUAAAGGUGCCUGGGUGAUGCAAAUUAUCCUUUUCCAUUUUUAUCCUCAAAAACCUGAGGAGUAACUGGUUCCAGGUCACAGUGGGUUUUAUGGUUUAAUAAGGACCUGGCUCACCCUAGUCAUCCACUGUAACCACUAUUCCGUGCUAGUUGUCUUAUACCAGCCUACAGUUUUGCUGACAGUGGUACCUCUAUUGGGGCUAUUUAAUUUACACAGGGCACAUUCACCUGAUUUAUAAGCAUAAAUGCUGAACAAUUUUGAGAAUCUUUCAUUUUGAUCUUUAUUAUUGGUCCUGACUUGUUUAUGUCCAUGAUGAUCUGAUAGUAAAAAUAUAUUUAAAAUAAGAUGUUUCCAAUUUAAACAUGUGGUCUAUUACCAAAAUGCCAUCAGUUUUGGAACUUUUAUUUUGUUUCGAUGUAUGAAAAAAACUAUGAAAAUAUAAUCAGCUGAUGUAUAGCUCAUAAUUCUUUAUUACCGAACAAUUUGAUUUGUGCUCCAGUGAAGAAGGAACUUCUGCUUAUGGCCUGAUUUUCCAAAAGAGAUCAGUUUUUUAUAACAUCUUUUUCCCUUUUGGACAAGAGUGGAAUUUCAUGAAGCUUCCCCUUUUGUAAAUUAUAAAAUAUUUUUGUACAUAGGAGUUUAACAAAAACUUAUUUUCUUUAUAUUUGGAGUGUAAAGUAGUAAACUAUUCCUCUUGCAUUUGAUACAGUUCUGUCAGAAUGCAGAGUCUUCUCCAAAAGUCUUAUUUUGUAAAUGUGAAAAUCUCCCAAGGUUGUAGAGUGAAUGUUAAUUCGCCAGUAAUUCUUUAUGGAGGAAAACCUGAAUAAUGUAGGUGUACGUAAUUGUGACUGUCUAUCAGAAAUCUUUGGUUGUGUAGGUAUUACCCUUGGAUGUCCAAAGCAGCCUAGCUAAUGUUGACUUUGAAUAAUUUUCCUUCUGUGUGGCAUGAUAAAUUUCUUGCACUCAUUUCUGUAAUGCAGAUGCUUGAAAUAACCUUAAGGGUGAGAAUGCAACCUGUAUAGUAAACUUAUUUUUAUCAGUAAAUUGCGUUUCGGAAGUGCUUGAACAA